AACUAAACGAGAGAAUCUAAAAAAGAAAAAGCACGGUUGAACAAAAAUCACAAACGAAAAUGGAGAAACAGACUUUCCUCUCCCUUCUCUUGCAUUUCGUCGUCUUCAUCGCUUGUACAUGUCUGUCGUCUUCUUCGAUUCUCUUGAACGAUCGCAGCUUCGAGAUAUCGAGCUUGCCUUCAUCGCGCGCGGAGAAGCUGAUCCGGGAGCUAAACCUUUUUCCGAAGCUGGACGUGAACGUGAUCGAUGGUGGUGAUUCGACUCUCACUUCCGCGGAGGUACCUUCGAUUGUUGAAAGGAACUUCAGAUUCCCGAAUAUUAUUUCCGAUGGCGGAGCUACCGUCGAGGAUUUAGGUCAUCAUGCUGGUUAUUACAAGCUCCCGAAAUCUCAAGGCGCAAGGAUGUUCUACUUCUUCUUUGAGUCACGCAACAAGAAAGAUGCUCCUGUUGUAAUUUGGUUGACCGGAGGCCCUGGAUGUAGCAGUGAGUUGGCUAUGUUCUAUGAGAACGGUCCUUUCAAGAUUGCUCAGAACAUGUCUCUUGCUUGGAAUGAGUAUGGAUGGGACCAGGCUUCCAAUCUUCUGUAUGUUGACCAGCCUGUUGGAACUGGUUUCAGCUACACAACAGACAAAAGUGAUAUCCGUCAUGACGAAAACGGAGUUAGCGAUGAUCUGUAUGAUUUUCUGCAGGCUUUCUUUGCGGAGCACCCUAAGUUGGCAAACAAUGACUUUUACAUAACUGGAGAGUCAUAUGCUGGGCAUUACAUUCCGGCUUUUGCUGCCCGAGUCAAUAAAGGAAACAAGGCUAAUGAGGGAGUCCAUGUUAACCUCAAGGGAUUCGCAAUUGGAAAUGGGCUUACAAAUCCUGCCAUCCAAUACCCAGCCUAUCCUGACUAUGCUUUGGAAAUGGGUUUAAUUACGCAAGCAGAGCAUGAUCGUUUAGAAAAGAUUGUCCCACUGUGCGAGCUAUCAAUUAAACUUUGUGGAACUGAUGGAACAGUUUCUUGUUUGGCGUCAUAUCUUGUUUGCAACACCUUGUUCAGUGGUGUGAUAAAUCAUGCUGGUGGAGUAAACUAUUACGACAUCAGAAAGAAGUGCGAGGGGAGUAUGUGCUACGACUUUUCAAACAUGGAGAAAUUCUUGAAUCUGAAAUCUGUGAGAAAGUCGCUUGGUGUUGGGGACAUAGAGUUUGUGUCCUGUAGUACCAGUGUCUAUACGGCAAUGCUACAAGAUUGGAUGAGGAAUCUCGAGGUUGGAAUUCCCACGCUCUUGGAAGAUGGAAUCAACCUUCUUGUGUAUGCUGGAGAGUAUGAUCUCAUCUGCAACUGGCUGGGUAACUCGAGGUGGGUGAAUGCAAUGGAGUGGUCAGGGAAAGAGAGCUUUAAGGCGAGUAAAGAAGUUCCCUUUGUGGUUGAUGGCAAGGAAGCAGGCUUGUUAAAGAGUAAUGGACAACUCAGUUUCCUCAAGGUGCAUGAUGCGGGACACAUGGUUCCAAUGGACCAGCCAAAAGCUGCGUUGAAAAUGUUGAUGGGAUGGAUGAAGAAUUCGCUUAGUGGAGAUGAUGUGCCUAGUACAGAGGGAGAGGAUGCUGUGCCUAGUACAGAGGGAGAAGAUCUGGUUUCUCAGAUGUGAUCACAUCACCUUUCGAAUUGCAGUAAAACCUAAAAUGCAGCAAACACUUGGACGUUUACCUUAUGGACUGCAAGUUAUGUAAACACUUGACGUUUAUGUAAGUUGAUCUCAAAGGAAAACUUAUAUGUAGGGGUUGUACAAUUUCGUUAAAGUCAGACUCGUCUGAACCUUGAAAACAUUUU
Eutrema salsugineum is the source of this 1813-nucleotide messenger RNA. RefSeq names its product serine carboxypeptidase-like 49. The transcript has 9 exons. Gene Ontology annotation, cellular component: vacuole. The record is from RefSeq and is a predicted model, not a curated record. Gene Ontology annotation, biological process: proteolysis. Gene Ontology annotation, molecular function: serine-type carboxypeptidase activity. NCBI's taxonomy places the organism in Eukaryota, Viridiplantae, Streptophyta, Magnoliopsida, Brassicales, Brassicaceae. The coding region runs from base 60 to 1631 and encodes 523 amino acids.